Branchiostoma belcheri (Belcher's lancelet) is the source of this 1060-nucleotide messenger RNA. Its product is annotated as protein krueppel-like. Gene Ontology annotation, molecular function: DNA-binding transcription factor activity, RNA polymerase II-specific; RNA polymerase II cis-regulatory region sequence-specific DNA binding. The transcript has a single exon. Gene Ontology annotation, biological process: regulation of DNA-templated transcription. NCBI's taxonomy places the organism in Eukaryota, Metazoa, Chordata, Leptocardii, Amphioxiformes, Branchiostomatidae. The record is from RefSeq and is a predicted model, not a curated record. The coding region runs from base 4 to 372 and encodes 122 amino acids.
AAGAUGCACACACAGACUCACACAGGGGAGAAACCCUACACGUGUGAGGAGUGCAACAGGCAGUUUCCUCGGUUAGCAGAUUUAAAGGUCCAUGUCCGAACUCAUACAGGGGAGAAACCCUACAAGUGUGAGGAGUGUAGCAGGCAGUUCAGUCAGAUGAAUGCUCUAAAGAUGCACACGCGGACUCAUACAGGGGAGAAACCCUACAGGUGUGAGGAGUGCAGCAGGCAGUUUCCUCGGUUAGCAAAUCUAAAGGUCCACAUCCAAACUCAUACAGGGGAGAAACCCUACAAGUGUGAGGAGUGCAGCAGGCAGUACAGUUUUCACAGUUCUUUGACAAGACACAUGCGCUCCCACUCAGAGAAUGUGUAAGGAGUGCAGCAAGAAGUUCAUUAGCCUAAAUCAGCUAAACUCACAUGCAGACUCACAUGGGUAAGAAUCCCCACAGGUGUUAGCUGGAAAGCAGCAGAUGCUUAAGUGAGCUGCGUUCUCCGCAAAAACUGCGAACUCACUCAGAUCAGGAUUUCUAAAAAGCUGUGUAAAGUGUAGCAAGCUUUACAAUUUUCUAAUAGAAAUCAAUUACUGAGAACUUCGUGGAUUUGUUAAACUGUGUAGAGCAAUGGAAGGUGACAUAAGAGGGGAUAGUAGGAAAUCCCAUAUACCGGUACGAUGUAAGGCAUAGCAAGUAUGCAGUUACUUGAUGUUUGAUCCAUGGCAGUUCAAGAAGAAAUAGAUACUGAAAAACCAUCAAUAAGAAGGGUAAAUCAGUUGAAGCUGCUGCAUUUUUUAAUCAUGUUUCUUUUUACGUUACUACUAAUCAGUGGUGUUAGACAAUCUAGGGCAACAGUUGGUUGUCAAUUACCGGUAGAUGGCUUUUACCAUCCUUUUUCUGUAGAUGUUGUUCUAUUGCUGAAUGAUGCUAGAUGAGCUGUUUUUGGUCCCGUUAGUACUCAUUAUUAGUAAGACCAGUUGUUUAACAGUUGUUUUUUUCACAACUAACCAAACUAUAUACUAGUUAUUGCUUUUACGCUAGUUCUAACAUACUUACCACUGGUAGUUU